AUGGAUGUCACGGUCACUUUCAAUGAGCUCCUGCGGGAACGAAAUGCGCCGGAAACAAGAAAACGUGUCACAUUGGAUGCUAUCGAUGGUUUCUUAAAGGAGGCAUAUAGGAUUAAUUCGCAUAUUACCAGCCUGCAUCGAGAGCUUCAAGAUGUUCGACAAGCUUAUUUAUCGACUGCGCAGCCACGAAAAACACAUAAUCGAGUCGCAAAAGAACAAGCUCGUGUGCUUACGGAUCGAGACCGAGAAGAAGUUGACGCCAAUGCGAAGCAGAUGAUUCGGGAGUUGAAUGCUGGCAUUCGUGCUCUCGAUGAGGCUGAACAGUUACGGCGUGAAACUGAAUCAGCUAUAAUCCGAAAGAAAUUUGGAGGCCUAGGAGCUUUUGGGGCAUGGGCAUCAGGUGGCAUUAUUAGCAGUAAAACAGAGGAGCAUGCAGAAGCCGAAGCCAAGGCACGAGAUUUGGGAAUUCAUCGAGAUAGCAUUCUCUGGUUUUUACGGCAACGACUCGAGCUAUGCUGUCGAACGCAACAAGAAAUGAUGGAAACACGUCUCAAGCGUGAGUUGGAGAAGAACCGCAGCAUGCUUUCAAGAUCAGGCGCCACCAUUGCUGGAGAUUUCGCGGAAUUUCCUCCAUCUGCCCGACGAAACUCCCAACCAGCCCCUGCUGCACCGAUCCCUAUGUCCGAAGACGGUCAGUUCCCGAGCCAGGGGUUGACAGAGGAACAGAUCCAGAUGUUUGAGCAAGGGAACCAAGACAUGAUGAAGCAUUUCGAGAAUAGUUUGGACAAAGUCAGAACUGCUGAGAAGUCGUUACUAGAAAUAGCUGAGCUGCAGUCACUUCUCGUCAACAACCUUGCCACGCAGUCAGCGCAUAUAGAUCAACUCGUAGCAGACUCGUUUGCAACCACGGAAAACGUGGGCGGUGGUAACAAGGAAUUAAAAAAGGCGACACAGCGAGCAAGUCCAGCAAAGUAUACAUUCUUUGCGGCAAGUGGGCUCUGCGCUUUCCUUGUGCUUUGGGAUCUGGUAUUUUGA
This is a messenger RNA of Fusarium musae, 1035 nucleotides long. RefSeq lists its product as uncharacterized. NCBI's taxonomy places the organism in Eukaryota, Fungi, Ascomycota, Sordariomycetes, Hypocreales, Nectriaceae. The coding region runs from base 1 to 1035 and encodes 344 amino acids. Gene Ontology annotation, biological process: retrograde vesicle-mediated transport, Golgi to endoplasmic reticulum. The transcript is spliced from 3 exons. The record is from RefSeq and is a predicted model, not a curated record. Gene Ontology annotation, cellular component: endoplasmic reticulum; SNARE complex.